Drosophila novamexicana is the source of this 868-nucleotide messenger RNA. RefSeq names its product alcohol dehydrogenase. Gene Ontology annotation, cellular component: cytoplasm. The record is from RefSeq and is a predicted model, not a curated record. The coding region runs from base 39 to 818 and encodes 259 amino acids. The transcript is spliced from 4 exons. Gene Ontology annotation, molecular function: alcohol dehydrogenase (NAD+) activity. Lineage: Eukaryota; Metazoa; Arthropoda; Insecta; Diptera; Drosophilidae.
AUUAUUAAACGAAAAAACUAAAAGAGUGCUAAUUGAAAAUGGACUUGGCUGGUAAAAAUGUGGUUUACCUCGGUGGCUUUGGCGGAAUUGGCCAAAAAGUUUGCGCCGAGCUGCUCGAACGCCAGCUAAAGGCGUUGGCCGUGUUCGAUCUGGCGCCGAAUGAUCAGCUCUUGGGGGCUUGGCAGGCAAAGUAUCCAAAUACCGAGAUCUUCUACCAAAAAGUGGACAUUACCCAAAAGCCAGAGCUCGAGGCGGCCUACAAAGCGGCCGCCGCACGCUUGCAACACUUUGAUCUGGUCGUCAAUGGCAUGGGCCUGAUGAACGACCACUUCGUGGAGCUGACCAUACAAAUCAAUUUGCUGGGCUUGAUCAACAGCUCUUUGUUGGCCUUGGAGCACAUGGAUCAGACCAAGGGCGGCCGAGGCGGGCUCGUGGUGAACAUCUCAUCCGUGGCCGGGCUGCAGCCUACCCCACUUAUGGCCAUCUAUUCGGCGGCCAAGCAUGGCGUCACCGCAUUCACACGUGGAUUGGCGGAUGCCGCUUACUAUGCUCGCACCGGAGUGGCCUUUAUCACCAUCUGUCCAGGCUUCACGGACACGCCCCUGCUGGCCGAUAUGCUGGACAAGACAACAUUUUCGUUUGAGACACCCAUGAAGAAAAUUAUACCCAAGGUAAAGCGUCAGCCACCGGAGGUCUGUGCCAGCAAUAUGGUCAAGGUCAUUGAACAGGCCCAAAAUGGUGGCGUCUGGAUGCUGGACGUGGGCGAAAUCGAAGAACUUGACAUGCCCGUCAUGUGGAAACCCGUGCUCCAAGAUUGAAUACCAAUGCCAGAAAUCUUAUUGUUAACUGGUUUCACAGUACAUUUCAU